Molecule: messenger RNA, 558 nt
Organism: Pyrus x bretschneideri (Chinese white pear)
Lineage: Eukaryota; Viridiplantae; Streptophyta; Magnoliopsida; Rosales; Rosaceae
Exons: 2
Coding region: 96-416 (106 amino acids)
Source: RefSeq, a predicted model, not a curated record
AAACCGCCGCGACCUCUCAGCGUCUCAGUUGAAGUGGAAGGAAGAGCGAGCAACCCCUCUCUCCCCGAGUCUCUCUGAAUCUCUGGAAAUCCAGAAUGGCGAAAGGUGAUGAUGCAGUGAGGAAGAAGCAGAACAAGGUCAAAAGAAAGAAGCUCCACAACAAGAACGACCGCUCUUCCUCUGCAAUCUCUGCCCGCGUUGCCUCCAUUAUUGCUGCCAAGAAGCGCCGCCAUUCCGGUAAACGCCGCAAAUGUCAGGGUAUGUGCUUUAGCCUUCCUACCCUUGAUGAUCCCUUCAACGACAGGAAUGAUGCAAAGGAUUUUGAGAAGAAAGCAACCAAGAAACCCAUGGUUUCACAUAAGCAUAAGAAUGUGUUUUUGAAUGAAAAAAGUAAAGAAACUCUCGAUAGUUAUUGAACAGCCUGUUAGAGUAUCUCAUUUUUACUCUAGGUCAUUAACCUUGCCGCAACAUGUCCUCUGGCACUGAGGAUAAGGAAUGUAUCAUGAACUAAUCAACCAACUUGCAAGUAAUAAAAUUGCCAUGGAAGACUUUGUUUCA